GGCAAAGAGGCGCGGGGGUCCGGGGUCGCAGCUGUGGCUGGAGUGGCCCCCUGGCUGAGAAGACUCCGGAUCGCAUGCCGGUCCUCUGCUUGAGCCCGCAUGACCUCGAAGAAUCGACGAUCUUGGUCCUGCCGGAGCUCAAGCAGGGACUGUUGGUGGCUCUGAUGUACUGCAGCCAGGGACUGGAGGACCUCCGCCAGCUGGGAGGACUCUAUGGGGCGACUUCCUUCCAUGAAGUGGAUAAUAUGAUCCCGGGUUUCGGCACCAGUGUAAAGCUCGUCUUUAAGGAGGGAAGGAGGACACUGGGAACAGGGCUUCCAAAACAGAGUUAUGACAUGGUCCAUUACGGUCAUUCCAAUCAGCUUCGACAAGCCAAGGCGAUGGGAGACUACCUCAUUGUUGGAGUGCACACUGAUGAUGAGAUCUCUAAACACAAAGGUCCUCCAGUGUUCACGCAAGUAGAGAGAUACAAGAUGGUGCGAGCCAUCAAGUGGGUGGAUGAGAUCGUGGAAGGAGCUCCAUACGUCACCACGCUUGAGACGCUGGACAAAUACUGCUGUGACUUCUGUGUUCAUGGAGAUGACAUCACACUCACUGUGGAUGGAAAAGACACGUAUGAGGAAGUGAAAGAGUCGGGUAGGUACAGAGAGUGUAAGAGAACGCAAGGUGUGUCCACCACAGACCUAGUCGGCCGCAUGCUGCUCAUGACUAAAGCUCAUCACAGCAACAUGGGCAGUUCAGACUAUCAACAACACACAGACAACUUUGGAAGAGGUCCAAAGGGCCACAGUCCCUGGACAGGAGUGUCACAAUUCCUGCAGACGUCCCAAAAAAUCAUCCAGUUUGCCUCAGGGCAGGAGCCACAGCCAGGAGACACCAUCAUCUAUGUGGCUGGAGCUUUUGACCUAUUCCACAUUGGUCAUGUGGAUUUCCUGGAGGCAGUGUCCAAGCUUUCUGACAAGCCAUAUGUUAUAGUUGGGUUACACUUCGAUCAGGAGGUGAAUCGUUACAAAGGGAAAAACUAUCCUAUCAUGAACAUCCAUGAGAGAACACUGAGUGUGCUGGCCUGCCGAUAUGUUUCUGAGGUUGUGAUCGGGGCACCAUACGCAGUCACUAAAGACUUACUGGACCAUUUCAAGGUGGAUCUGGUGUGCCAUGGGAAAACAGAAGUGUUUCCAGACAGAGAUGGAUCAGACCCUUAUGCCGUGCCCAGGAGAAUGGGGAUAUUGCAAACAGUGGACAGCGGAAACAUUCUCACCACUGACGACAUUGUACAGAGGAUCAUCAAAAACAGGUUGCUCUUUGAGGCGAGGAAUCUGAAAAAAGAGGCUAAAGAGAUGGCUGUGAUCCAGGCCAUGAAGAGACGAGAAGAGGAGAAGGCAAAAGAGAGAGCAUAGACUGUGCUGUAGAAAAGAAUACAUAAUCGGAGACUGAUAAAACCCAAUAGAUGUCCACAUACUGGAUUCACAUACUGUUUGUCAGAAUCACCAGCAAUCAGGAGAUCUUUUAUAGCUGUUGAAAAUUAAUUAGCCUGUGUUUUGGGAGAUUUGUGUCCAAUUAAAUGGCAUCUGAUUUCAGAAACCUCUUCAAUUCUCCACAGCCCCCAUCUAACGGAAAAGAAGAAGAGUGGAGAAGUGCUUCUCAAUGGUACUUCCAUGGACUCUUGAUACAACUUGUACCUCUACAUCAGUACCAUCUCAAAGUAGAGGACCAUUCCCAUCAGAUCUGUCCACUGCAGGUUUUAAAGGGGGGGGUUGUUUGUGCUAGACUGUGCUAGUGUACAGGAUGUUGUUACAUACUGUGAUGACAUAGGUGAUCAACUAUAUCUUUACCUCCACAUGUUAAUCACUCCUGAGAAACCAACACUCCUCAAGAUCUCAAUCAACUGGAAGAGUGUUACAGUCUUCUUCCCCCAUACGGUAUAUUCAUUAUAAUUAGUGGUGUUUGCUAAGGCAAGCAUUACUAUAUUUACUGUUCAUACUUUGGGUUAGUGAUUUGAACAAAACCCCUAACCACUGUAGUAUGAAAGGAAUAUUCUGGGUUCAAUACAAGUUCAGCUCAAUCCACAGAGUAUGUGGCAUAAUGUAAAAAAAGAAAAAGAAGAAAAAGAGCAAAAAUCUGGGUUCCUGGAAAAUGCAAUGCAUAAAUCAUCCUGCAACAUUUGUGAUAAAGAAAUGAAGGAUACCUUGAAUUGUUGGUGAGAGGUUGGCUAUUUUUUUAAGCAAUCAAAUUUAUGAUUUCUAUAUACCUGACAAACAAUAAAAUAGGCAAAAACCCAAUAGACAAUGCUUUGGCAAACAUUGACAGCGAACAACCGUAGCAUCAAGCCAGGCAGUUUUGGAUGUCAAAUUAUAAAAAUAUAAUGUUAAUAUUAAUCAGUUAUAAUCUGCUACUUAUAAUAUCAAAUAUUUUUCUCAAUUUAAAGCACUCCAUCAAAGUGAACUUUGUUCUUUAAGAAAGGAUAUUGUGUACAAUGUAACUGGUCACACUUAUGAAGGAACGUGUUUCAGGAUGGCUCUUUUGUUAGAUAGAUUUGAUUUCCCUCUGUCACUUUCCUAUGAUUAACUUGAGAUCUUUAAUGUCUUUAUUGUUUUAAAUGGAUUGAAAGGAAUAAUGCUAGCCCUCAGAGGUAAAGUGCUGAUGCAGUUUUAGUUGUUCAUUGUUUUAUAUUGUAUUUAGACUGAAGAAACUGAAGUGUUAUUAAUCUGAGGCACGUUAUUCACAUGGAUUUCCCUAAUGGUCAUACCAGUAUACUGUCUGCACAUAAGGUAGGCUUCUGUGUUUACUUACCAUAUGUUGUGUGUGUAAGCCAUCCUUGGAACAUGUUUUUAAAUGUCUAAAUAUUUCUUGAGACAUUAUGAUCACAUUUUAGAUGUCCUAAAACAGAAAGAUGGUAAUUAUUUCCUCUGAAUAUGCAGUGUAUGCUACCAAUUAUAGCCACAAGAGGUCCGUCUCUUGACAAUGAAAAUCUGAUGUUGGAAUUUUCCAAUAUUUAUUAACCAAUGAUGUUAGCUACAGUGGACUGAAAGCAACCAACUAACUCUGUUUAGAUGUGGUUGGCUGUCAUAGAUCAAUUCUUGGCAAUCAUAUCAAAUGCGUUAUAAUGAAUUACUGGGUAAUAUUUGAAAGAAGAAUUUUAAUUGAACUAAUACAAUUGUCAGUGUAAAAUCUCUAAUGUUUUCAGGGAUUACAGUGUUGUUAGUGAACUUUGAGCUAAUCUUUAUGAAAUUGUAUUGCGUUUAUUUUAACGUUUCAUUUUUUUUUAUUUUAUUGAUAACGAAUAUCCUUGUUUAGGGACUACAUUCACUUUUUGUAAGAUAACAGAACUGAAAGUUUUUUUCUGAAAUAUUCUUCAUUAUGUGAAACACUAUAACAUGAUGCUGGCUGGUUAUGGAUUAUUAUUAAAAUGAAAAGUUUUGGUAAUUCUCCAUGUAGGCUACUGUUAUUAUCAGAAAGAUAAGUGUGCUUUCAAGGGCACACUUGUCUUUAAAUGUAUAUUUUGUGUAUGUCCUUGUAAAUUAAAUACUGUAAAUUACAAAUCACUUUCAUAAUUGUGCAAAUAUAAUCCGCAAUA
Xyrauchen texanus (razorback sucker) is the source of this 3574-nucleotide messenger RNA. RefSeq names its product ethanolamine-phosphate cytidylyltransferase-like. Gene Ontology annotation, biological process: phosphatidylethanolamine biosynthetic process. Gene Ontology annotation, molecular function: ethanolamine-phosphate cytidylyltransferase activity. Gene Ontology annotation, cellular component: cytoplasm. Bases 75 to 1397 code for a protein of 440 amino acids. The record is from RefSeq and is a predicted model, not a curated record. NCBI's taxonomy places the organism in Eukaryota, Metazoa, Chordata, Actinopteri, Cypriniformes, Catostomidae. The transcript is spliced from 13 exons.